GCUCCACUUAGGAGAGAGAGAGAGAGAGGGAAGGAGAGAGUGUGUGUGAGAGGGAAGGAGAAAAAGCGAAGUGAGGAGAACAGCUUCUCACAGAGAGGGGAGCAGCUCCACUUAGGAGAGAGAGAGAGAGAGAGAGUAGCAGCAGCUCCACUCAGAGCCCCACAGGCUGCAGCAUCAGCAGCAGCACCAUGAAUCUCAGCAAAGGCCAGUGAGAAACGAGCAACUCCGAUAAGCCGGAGAAAGUGGAUGCAGAAAGACUGAACAUCGCUGACUUUUGUUUUCGUACAGUUUUUAUUUUAAAGCCUCCACAGGAACAAAAGUGGACAAAGGUUGACCGCGGUUUAUUUCCAGGAUCCUGUUCCGGAGUGAGCCAUGGAUUACUGGGCUGGACUCGCCUGUUUUCAGCGGGUCUUGCUGAUUUUAACAGCAAUCAGGACCAGUCACACACUGUUGGAUAGAACAGCAGAGGAGAGUUUUCCAGUGCAGUUAUAUUCUCAUUCCUCAAGUUCUGCAAAAGUAGAAAGCAGAGUUACCUACUGCAAUUUUGAAUCUCCGUGCUCCUGGACUGUGUCCAAUCACAGCGCCGGGGGAGACUGGUAUGUCACGUCGCCACAGCAACACAGGCCUGGUACACAAGGUGCCCAGCCAGACACGGAUCACUCUGUUGGAGACUCUAAAGGUCAUUUCCUGGUUUUGAAGCCCGACUCGGGCCUCAGGGCUUCUGGGAUUUGCACUUUUCACAUCAUCAGUCCUGUAGUGCUGAGUAGUGGGCCGCUGUGUCAGGUCCGUCUGGCGUGCUUCCAGCCAGAGACGAGUAAGGGAAACUUGUCUGUGUCUGUAAAACUCACUGAGUCCGGAGUUGUCCGAUCAUCAGCCUUCAUCGGCAAAGAACAGGAUGGAGCCAGGGUAUCGUGGGAGGUGCUGGAAGCGCCGAUUGGUAAACUGGACGAGCCUUUCCAGGUGAUGGUGCAGUACACUUCAUGUAGUGGUCACGAUGUCGGAUUUCUGGCCAUUGAUUCACUGGAGCUGAAGGACUGUGACCUGGAGAGCGGUGAUUUAGUGUUGGGUCCAGACUGUGAGGAGGACUCAGGCUUUCACUGUGAUUUGGGGGGCUGUGUGGACAAAAGCAGAGUGUGUGAUUUUCACUCUGACUGCCCUCUGGGGGAGGAUGAGGGCUUCAUCUGUGGUAGAUUGCCAUUAGGUUCAUACUGUUCAUUUGAGUCAGGGUCCUGUGGGUGGUCAGCUUCUGAUAGACAGUCUUCCUGGAGCCUGGCCAAUGGUGAACAACUGUCCGAAAGCACUGACCUUUUAGGAACAACACUUCAAAACACUCAAGGUCACUUCCUGUUCCUAAAGGUCAGAGGCAACGCUAACGGUAACGAAGCAUCCAUUCAAAGCCCGGCUCUUCCCUUAACUGUAUCUAGCCGAGAGUGCCAGUUGCACUUCUUGCUGUAUCUGUAUGGGGAUUUUAAUGGCACAGUGCUGCUGUCAGUGGUGGAAAAUGAUACUGCAGAGACUCCUUUAAUGUGGGAAAGGGCUGGACAGUGGAAGGACGACUGGCAGGACAUCACUCUGCAAAUCACUGACCUCCUAAAAGGGUUCCAUAUAAAAGUGCAGGCUCUAUGGGCUGCCGGCUCGAAGGCCGACGUUGCACUCGAUGACAUUUCAUUAAGUGCAGCAUGUUUUGACACAGAUCUGAAUGCACUGCUUUUUGGACAUCAAGAUUUGGACUCUAUCAGCAAGCUGGACUUCCUGAGCCCCCUUCCUGAGCCCUCUGUAACAGAGACCUGGUGGUUCACUUCGUGUGGGGCAAGUGGACCUCGUGGCCCCACUCAGGCCCAAUGUGACAGCGCCUACCGAAACACUAAUGUUAGCGUGAUGGUGGGGAAAGAAGGCCCUCUCCGGGGUGUCCAAAUGUGGAGGGUCCCUGCAACCAACCGAUACAAGAUCACAGCCUAUGGAGCUGCUGGAGGCAAAGGAGCAAAGAACCACAACAAGCGCUCACAUGGGGUCAUCAUUUCGGCCAUCUUCCCACUGGAGAAAGGGGACAUCCUCUACCUCCUGAUCGGUCACCAGGGUGAAGAUGCUUGCCCAGGAAGGAACGCUCUGACCCACAAGAUCUGCCUGGGUGAGUCGACUGUCAUUGAAGACGGCUUUGACAGAGACAGUUCUGCUAUGGAAUGGGCUGGGGGUGGCGGUGGCGGUGGAGGAGCUACGUUCAUUUUUCGGUUGGAGGAUGGGGAGCCAGUGCCUCUGCUGAUAGCAGCUGGUGGGGGUGGGAAAGCAUACCUGGAGGACCCCGAGAGCAGUUUGGACCAGAUACCUCUGGAGCAGUAUGAGAAUGACACUGUGGCAGCUGGAGUCAACGGCCGUACCGGAGCAGCAGGAGGGGGAGGUGGUUGGAGGGACACUACUACACACCUCUGGGCAGGAAAAUCUCUGUUUGAAGGGCCAGAAGGGGGCUCUUCUUGCCCUCAGGCCCUGUCUAAACUUGGCUGGGCUACUUUUGGAGGAUUUGGGGGAGGAGGAGGCGCGUGUACUGCUGGAGGCGGUGGAGGAGGAUACCGAGGUGGUGAUGUGUCCCAAACUGAUGACAUCACAGCAGACGGGCAGGAUGGCAUUUCUUUUGUCCACCCUUCAGGAGAGAUAUUUCUGCAGCCGUUGGCAGCCAUGGAAAGUCAUGGGGAAGCUGAAAUUGAAGUGCACCUGAACUGCAGCCACUGUCAGACUCAGAGCUGUAAACGAGAUGAAGACAGCAGACUGAUUCUCUGCCUGUGUCACAAUGAGGAAGUGCUCGCGCCAGACAACAUCACAUGCAUAGUGGAAACACAGGGUUCUGUGGCUGAGGGACACCCGUCCCUGUCUCUCAUCCUGGCCGUGGUAGCAUCUGCUGUGGUGAUGGGCAUCGUGCUGACCUGUGCCAGCCUCACACUCAUGUACUACCGGAAAAAGAACCACCUGCAUGCAGUGCGAGUGCGUCUGCAGAGCCCUGAAUACAAGUUGAGCAAGAUUCGCUCCUCCACCAUCAUGACAGACUACAACCCAAACUACUGCUUCGCUGGCAAGGUGGCUUCCUUGAGUGAACUGAAGGAGGUUCCACGCAAGAACAUCACUCUGCUCAGGGCUUUGGGGCAUGGUGCUUUUGGAGAAGUGUAUGAAGGCCAGGUUCUGGGAAUGAAUGGAGAAAACACUGCCAUGCAGGUCGCCAUAAAGACUCUCCCGGAAAUCUGUUCUGAACAAGACGAGAUGGAUUUCCUCAUGGAGGCACUGAUUAUGAGUAAAUUUAAUCAUCAGAACAUAGUGCGCUGUAUUGGAGUCAGUCUGCAGAUCCUGCCCCGGUUUAUUCUUCUGGAGCUCAUGACUGGAGGAGACUUGAAGAGCUUUUUGAGACACAACCGUCCCAAAAUUAGCCAAGCCUCAUCCCUAACUAUGCUGGAGCUGCUGCACAUGGCCAGAGACAUUGCCUUUGGCUGUCAGUAUCUAGAAGAAAACCACUUCAUUCACAGAGACAUCGCUGCACGGAACUGCCUGCUGACUUGUCCCGGUCCAGAGAGAGUGGCCAAAAUUGGAGAUUUCGGAAUGGCUCGAGACAUAUACAGGGCCAGUUACUACAGAAAAGGUGGUCGUGCGAUGCUGCCAGUCAAAUGGAUGCCUCCCGAAGCCUUCCUGGAGGGCAUCUUCACCUGCAAGACUGAUACUUGGUCAUUUGGGGUACUGCUAUGGGAAAUUUUCUCCCUGGGCUAUAUGCCUUACCCCUGUAAGACUAACCAGGAGGUGCUGGAGUUUGUGACAAGUGGAGGACGCAUGGAUCCUCCAAAGAGUUGCCCGGGCCCUGUGUAUCGGAUCAUGACGCAGUGUUGGCAACACUGCCCAGAACAUCGACCAAAUUUCUCCACUAUUUUAGAGAGGAUCAAUUACUGCACUCAGGACCCUGAUGUCAUCAACACACCUCUCCCAGUGGAGUAUGGGCCAGCUGUGGAGGAAGAGGGCAGCACUGUGAUUCGUCCAGAAGGCUCUGGCAGUAUGACCCCUCUUCUGGUAACCCAUUCUAUGUCACAAGAUGCGUCUCUGCAGCCCUGCAUCUCUGCCCCACUCCCUCAGGUCCACAAACCCUGCUUGCUGCUACAACGACCCGCUCAAAUGACUCAGGAGGUAGCCACCUACUGUGAAGCUUUAGAGCCAUGUUUGGCUGAACCAGUUCCAGCACCAGGAACCUGCUCUGGCUCCUGGCUACAGGUUCCAGAGCACCGGCCAUGCUCAAGAUCCAGCUCCUCCUCAGGCAGCCAGAAACUGAAGAACAAAACCAAGAACCUGUGGAACCCAACCUAUGGUUCCUGGGUUCUGGAGAGCUUUGGACGGGGAAAGACAGCCCUGUCCCACACCCAGUCCAUGCCUCUGUCCUGUACCUCCACUGGCUUGUCUGUGUCUACCUCUACCUCAGAGCACAACGACUCUGGAACAGAAGCUAAUACUUCCCCAUGCUCAAACACACCUCCUGCACCCUCUCAGAACACCUCCAGUCCUUCAGGACCUUCGAGUCUUGCUUUGCGGAAAGGGCCAGCCGGGGCUGCAGGGGGCCCCCUCACUGCAGUCAUGGACCUGGCCAAGCUCCAGAGCUUCCCUUGUGGUAAUGUAAAUUAUGCCUAUGACGAGCAGAGCUAUGAGGCAGAGAGUUUGCCCUUAGUAGUUGCCAGGUCUCCAGAACCUAGCACUAGCUCUGCAGCUAGUUCCUCACUAGCUGCACUAGGCCUGGCUUCCUCCUCCGUUAAUCACAAACCACCAGUCAAGCGUCAUGCCAGCUAUGGACAUGAAGAUGUCAGGAGGCAUACAAAGCCAGAGAAACCCACGCGUGACAGAGACUCAGGCUUCUCGCUAUCUGAAGACCUUAGCGUUACCCCUGUGUAGCAUUUCCAAAGUCUUGCACUUAACUAAAGCACCGCAGUAUCCUGAAAACCCCCAACACCUCAUUUUGUUCGGGUUGCCCAACGAAUCAGCAGACGUUUUUUGUGUAAUCAUUUUGUAUAUGGUACAAUGCAAUUUUCCAUGACUGAGACUUAUUGCCCAGUAUUUGCUGGAAGCAAAAGCUACUUACUGGUGAAGAAAAGACAAAUGGCAUUGCUCUUGUAGAGACGAAGGACAUUAUGAAAGAGGCCGUGCCCUAUUUUCUAGGUCCUACUGGCUCAUGGUUUCUAUGGGAACAUGCACAAAGCUAUAAGGAAGCCCUUGGCUCCUACACCCAUUUACACUGGAUUCUCAUCUGCAGUCAACACUGUGAAAAGACGUCUGUUCACUUUAAGGUACCACACACAAUUCUGCCAUCUUUUGAUGUACCAGCAUUAGAUAUAGAGCAAACAGACAAAGAUCUCUUUGAGAAGACCUUCUGAAGAGCUGUUAAGUAGUCCUUGUAAAGAGGAAUCAAGAGAAAUACAGCCAGUUUCAAGCUGGCUUUGAAAUUCUCAAGAGCGGUUUUGUAAAUGCCCAAAACCUUAUUAUUGAAAGUCUAUGAACGUGUUGGAGUACGUAUAGCAGUUUUGCAGUUGAAUGUACCUCUCCUGAAAAGCAGUGAAAUUACUGGAAAAAAGGUAAAAAUGGCAAAAAAAAAUCUGAAAGGGGAACUUCACUGAUUUAGCAAAAUGACAAUCAUUCAGUGCUUUAGUUCAAUGUAAAAUGUGCCUUUCUAGAGAAAUUUACCAAAUCAGAAUUGUUCGCCAUUGUGGUACUAGGAACCAAACGUCUGACACUAAUUGGCACUAAGAGCUACAUCCCAUUAAGUUAUUACACAAAAUGUUUAUAAAUACGUUGCUUGAUCCCUGAGGCAUUGUGUUGUGAUAGAUUUGUUAUAAAACUGAUCUAAAAUGUAUUUUUAAUAUAAACUAUUACUCCAGGAUCAUUUCCGUGUUUCCUCUCAAAACCACAUUCUCGACUGAGAUCAGUGCUCACAAGCUAACAUGCGUUUGUAGUUACUAGCCUGUAGCUACAGUUGUUCAACACAACUGACGCCAGUGUUGUAUCCGAUUCAGUUCCCUGUCAAAUUCACGUCCCUUUGACAAAACAGAACCUCGGGCGUGGAUUCACUGAACAGAUAACAACACUAAGCAACACUGGAACUACAGUGAGCGAAAAGGCAGCUGUAUUAACCCAGUCAGCCACGAACAGUUAAAAAGUAUUUAUCAGUACAAUUUUUUGCUGUUUACUCAAUUUGAAAAUAGUGUUUAUUGCAGAAUUUCAAUUAUGCCGUGCUAUCUUGAGUAAAUACAUAUAUUGGGGAUUGGAUGAAAACACACAACUGUUUUUUGAACCUUUUCGCUUUCCGUUGUUCUAGUGUUGCUUGGCUUUGUUUUCUGUCCCAUGAAUGCGCGCGUCCAAAGACCUGAUUUAUCAAAGGGAACAUGAAUUUGAAGGGGAAUUGAAUUGGACAUGACACCGGCAGCAGCCUUUGUUUACAGUUUAUUUUUAGUUUUCUUACUUAUUUUUAGAAGAUGGUAAAGUGUGUGGAGGACUUUGAUGAGGUGUUUCCAAAAUUUCGUAGAGCCAACUUGAUUUGAACCAGAAUACACAAAUGACUUGCAGCGGCUUGAAGAAGGGAGGGCGAACAAGGGAGAGAGAGACUGAAUCCGUCGGCGCUGAAGCAGAAAGAAAUUGACGGUGCCAAAAACAAACUACUUGCUACUCUGCUCACCAGUUUAUGGGCUAGGCCCGCAAAAUGCAGCUGUGAUCUAUCGCAGCUCCUCUGAUGAGUAACGUUACUCACAUAAGCACUGAGGUUUCCUGACACGAUGUGACGUAACGGCGCUAACCCCAAAAAGUACUGGGUACUAUUUUUUACUUUUGUAAGUGAAAAAUAGUACCCAAAAAGAUAUUUUUCCGAAUUUAGCACUAUUUUACCAUUAUCAGUGUGACAUAUAAAACCUUAUAAGACAUAAGUUCUGUGGUCAUUUUAGAUAGCAGAUAAAAUAGUGAUAUUUGUAGUGCAGACAAUGGCGAACAAUUUUGACUCAGUAGGUUUCUCUAGAAAGGCACAUUUCAAACCAAACCACUCUGAAUGACUUUGUUUAAACAUAAUCUAAACAGUUGAAAGAUUAAGUAAUUGUUCCCCUUUAAAUAGUUGUUCCAGUGCCAUGAAGGCAUUUUUGAUCUUGGAGAAAGAGAACUACUUUGGGAAAUGUGCUGACCUGAUACUAACUCUUUGUUCAAGCUUAUAAUAGCAGGUUGAUUGUAACAAGUGUCAUACUGAAAAAUAGUGCCAAAACAACAAUAAUUUGGAUUGCGUUCUGUGUUUUGUUCUUCUGUUUUGUCUGGUUUUAAUUUUGGAAGGCAAUACUUAGGCAAACAUGAUGUGGUGCCUCAAUGUGUGAGGUGUGUGAGUGGAUUAAAUGCUGAGGUUACUGUAAGGACUUGCUGCAUGUUUGAGUAUGUGAGGUGUGUGACAUUGUUGUACGGGAUUGUUGUGGCCGCUUUUUAGGGUGGAAUAUAUGAACAUAGUGAGUGGUGUGUGGUGUUUUCUGUAGUACAAUACUUAUAUAUAUGUUACAAUAUAUAUAUGUUUUUUCCCUUUCUUUUUCACAAAAUACCUAACAAGCCUGUGAGGUGUAGUGUGGAAAUUAUUUAUCACACUAUCAUACUUUUUGAGAAACCUGGAGAAGCACAUAAGAAAACUGAUAAAUCCUCAUUUUUGUUCUUACACUUGGGCUGUACGCCAUUUUAGUGUACUAUCAAACAUUGACCUGAAUCUUAAGUAAUUAAAUAGCAAAUUAAAUUUAUUACACUGUACUGAUAUGAUGAUAAAUCAGAUCAAGAUUAAUGUACAAUUACUGCAAUAAGAUCAAAUUUUUCUGACAUCCCUUACAAAAAAAUUCCACUUAGAAUGCUUAAGUUUACAUAUUCUUGAAAUGCACCUGCAAAAUGAACAAUUUGUUGGUUAUGGUCAGGGAUUGCUGGUAUGCCAUGUCUAUAGAAGCUCAAGGAAGUGAUCAGAGAAUGUGAACGUAAAGCUUAUUAGAUUUGUUGAUACUGCUUUGUGUUUUACAGUUUGAACUGCCAUUUAACGUUUACUUUCAUGUUAAAGAGUGUAAUCUCAAACUAUAUACUGAAACUUGUAGCUCUUGUUUCCAUUGUUUUAUACUUGCAAAGAAAUGUUUUCUUGCUUUGUGUUCAUGUUGUUUCUUCUUUACUUUGCAGAUACAUGUUCAUCUUUACUGGGUUGAUGCAUAGUCUUAGUUUCUCUUAACCAGGAAAAUGAAUACUAGAAUUAGAAAUCAAUAUUGAUUUUACUCUGGACUAACAAUUAUAAUAUGUAGCUGUAUAUUAUUUAAUCUCAUAUGUACUCAGUUUGUUUUAUUAUUUGAUUAUUGUGACUUUAUCACUGCCAAUGGUCUGCAGAAAACCUACAGUUUGUGGAGGGAAUCUGCAGUAUCUUCAAUAACCACAAGAGGGCAAAAUGGAUGUUUUUGGAAGGUUUGCUGGCAUCUGGGGAAAUGCUAUUUCACAGGAGGAUGCUGUCUGGGAGUAAUUCUAGACCUGAAAUAAAAGCUGUUUUUGUUUUUAUUAAAAGUUCUGAUUCUGACAGUGA
Messenger RNA from Pygocentrus nattereri (red-bellied piranha), 8569 nucleotides. It is a transcript of the gene ltk, whose product is annotated as leukocyte receptor tyrosine kinase. NCBI's taxonomy places the organism in Eukaryota, Metazoa, Chordata, Actinopteri, Characiformes, Serrasalmidae. Gene Ontology annotation, molecular function: transmembrane receptor protein tyrosine kinase activity; ATP binding; protein binding. Gene Ontology annotation, biological process: cell surface receptor protein tyrosine kinase signaling pathway; regulation of cell population proliferation; protein phosphorylation. Bases 373 to 4905 code for a protein of 1510 amino acids. Gene Ontology annotation, cellular component: membrane; signaling receptor complex. The transcript has 29 exons. The record is from RefSeq and is a predicted model, not a curated record.